Molecule: messenger RNA, 571 nt
Organism: Periconia digitata
Lineage: Eukaryota; Fungi; Ascomycota; Dothideomycetes; Pleosporales; Periconiaceae
Source: the annotation of a GenBank genome assembly
CCGAUAUCACGGGAAUUUGUGUGAAUAGCUGUUGUAUCAACUCACAACGAGUUUCACAAAGUCACGACCCCAGUGUCGUCUUCAACACGCGCGCAAUGCGUGUGCAUCGCUCAUGUCCAACAGACAAGAUUCGACCUUCUAUGACAACUCACUACCUGUGUAAGAAGACCAAUCGUCAGACACCACGUUGCCUUUUGGUGACGAUGAGCUUGCGGAAGAUGGUUGGGGAUGCAGGUGCUCGAACAAUAUCUACAAACGCGGUGUUUAUCCCUUUUCUAGGAUGUUAUGCAGAAAUAGUGACCAAUACCAAUGUUAUGUCGCGUCAAGAAGGAGAAAAAAACGUUGCUUUUUUCUUGAUAUCACAGCAGACUGCAUCUCAGCUACAUCUAUUUGUUCAUCCUAGAUUUCUGGAUACCCACUCUACGCGCUGCGUCAGCGGUUCAGCUGGCAUCGGACGCGCUAGAAGCAUUUCUAGUGGACAAAGACCGAUGUAGACACAAGAUUGGAUCUCAUGCCCAUGCGCAAACUUACUAUUCCAACAAGUCGUGGUACUCGUGACCAACAUUGAGCG